AACCCGUAAAACUCUGAAAACGUUUUCAAAAAUAUCGACGUCUCGAAAACGUUCCGAAUUCCGUGGAGAAGUUGUGUUAGAAAAUCGUCCAAAAAGCAAGGUAGGAGCGUUUUUAUACGGCAUCGUUUUACUCUAAGAAGAGAUUAAGCAUUACUAAAGGCAUUUAGAGUGUUUAAUUCUGGCAGCCGUUAAUGUGGGGACGAAAAAUUGAGAUUUUUCGAAGCGACUUAUAUCGCUCCGUGCUGCGAUAGACUUUCCAUAUACGGUAUACGGGCAAAUAGUACUAUUUUAUAGAGGCCGAGUUGAAAUUUUAUCUUCGAAACGGGAAAGGACCGCGAUUUUUUGAGAGGAACUCAUUGCUUCUUGUUAAACAUAAAGAGUCUAUUUGGCUCUCAAAUUCAUCGCUUUUGAUGUUUUUGAAUUAUUUUCCUGGUCAAUUCCAGUGCAUUUGUAGUGCUUAUUUUGCAUGUGAAUAAUUAAUGAGCUGACAGAAACAUGGAAAAGGGACUAAAAUCUCAUCAUCUUGGACACAAAAAGAAAUUCCACAGCCCGCUUGGGGGAAAACGCCUGCACAAAGCAUCGAUUUUACCCAAAUUUAGUGUUAAUCUCAAAGAGCCAGAUAAGGCAGGAGUAAAAACUAAACAUGGGUCUAGGGGGUCGAAACUCAAAUUCCAAAUGGGCGGGGAUAGUACCGACCCGUUGAAUUUAAACAGCUUGAUCGAUAGAGACCCUGCAGAGGUAACACCACAGUGUUCACCUUUUGUUGAUCGUAUGAAGGAGUUGUCACCGCAAGUUCUUAUUGCAAGGGACGUAACUGAUCCUUUGAAUCUAAAAUGCCAUGUGUAUCAGGACUUGAAAGGGAUGGUGACGCUGGCAAAAAAGAAGCGGAAACGCAAGCGAAACGACAGCGGUUGCUUCGACGACGAACAGGAAAAUAAAAAUAAAAAAGAAACCGAUGUAAACAAAGAGGAUCUAGUUUCGCCGAAAUUUAAAAAGAAGAAAAUGCAGAAGCAUGGAAGAGAUGGAAAAGAGGUUAAAAUUAAAGAAAAGAAGAAAAACAAAGUGGAAAAGGAAUUGGAUACCACGGAUGGAACUAAAAUUGAGAAAAUAUCAUUAGAGGGAGAAAAAGUUUCGGAAAGUAUGUAUGAAAAACCAGAAACGAGUGUUAAGGAUGAAAAAUUAAGUUCUGAAGUCAAAGAAGAGUCUAUGAAUGAAAAAGCAAAAGAGACUCUUAGUUUUAAUGAUAAAUUGCCGAAACCAAAAACUGAGCCAAAAAAUGCUGGAAAAUCUGGCUCAAGCAAACAAAAACACCAAAAGACUUUCCUUUAUGGUAACUAUAAUCGUUACUAUGGUUACCGUAAUCCGAAAGUUCCAGAUGACCCUCGGCUCAAGUUGUUCCAUCGCGAGUGGUUCCAAGAUAAGACUGUGUUAGAUAUUGGUUGUAACAUAGGUAACAUUACCUUAGAACUAGCUCGGAGUUUUUCACCCAAGCAUGUAUUAGGUAUUGACAUUGAUAGCUCGUUAAUACGAGCUGCCAAUAAGUCUCUAAGGUGCACAAUUCAAAAGAAUAUAAGAAAGAAGCCAACGCAGUCAUCAGAUUUUCCCAUGUCAUUUAUGGUGUGUCGUGGUCCAAUUGUGUCUCGGACAUCUCCAACCGAAGGAAGAACAGGAUUUCCUUAUAAUGUGCAGUUUAAAGAGGUAAGUGUGCUAUGGAAAUUUACCCUCUCUUUUAGAUGACAGACAGCAACAUAAUGUUGUAGUAGCCCCCCCCCCCCCGCAUAACGCCUCGGCGGCACUGGUGUGAUGUACCUUGAAUGUGCGCAAGGAAGGAAGGGAAUUUUCAUGUAUGUCUCAUAAUUUGCGGGUAUAUAGCCCGCAUGUUUAACUACGUAUAGCCAGCCUCCAUGUUUAGCCAGUGAUUGUCUUUAUUCUUUAACUAUACAGCUAUACAGAGUGACUCAAUAGGUUAAUCUGCCCAUGCAUCCUGUUAAACCUUAAGUGGCAAUGUGCCCUGAUGCCCCCACUUUAUUAAGUUACUUUGUUUAAUGCCAGAUGAGUUUACUCCUCAGGGGAGAGUGCUGCCACUCAAUGGGUUAAAUUGCCUGGGCAAUAAAUGUUACUGUUGUAUUAACCCAGUGAGCAUCGGCACUCUCUCAACAUUGAUGAGUAAAAUUGACUGAUGUUAGACAGAGUAAAAUAAUAUUAUUAAUGUAGGGUGCAGUCAUGUUUUUCUGAACCCUUAAAACAACUGGUCAACAUCUGUCACUGUUGGUUUAGUAGGUGCAAAAUGGGUUAUCCCCGGACCCCUGUACAUAGUCAUAGUCAUAGAAUUCUGACAUCACAAGUUAUUAAGUUAGUCUGCCCCCCCCCCCCCAAAAAAAAAAAUUAAAAAAAAAUACUGGAUCCACCACUGGACAUUUCUUAACUCGGGUCUGAAUGUCAAAAUGUUGCAGGCUAACUGAAUUUCCCAAAUUCAUUGCCUAAUUUUUGUUUACAUCUGUUCACACUAAGCCAUUAAAACUUCCUGACAGCUUUUUAUAAAUUUGGAAAUAUUUCUUCCGAAAUCUUGUCUGAAUUGAUAUGAGUUUACUUCCCUGAACGACUGAAGUUUUGAAAUAAGCAGACGUGCAGGAAUACACAAGCCAGAACAGCCGGUGAAACCGACCCCAUGGUGUUAGCUACAGUAAAAAUUCGCCGUUUACACAAUUCGCCGUUUACACAAUUCGCCGUUUUCAAAAUUACGUUUAGCCAGCAGCCCAGCAAUUUCACAUUUUUAGAUAAGCCAAAAACGUAACUAUUAAUAGUAUAUAUUAUAUAAAAGAUUGGGUGCCUAAAAUAUAUAUCUGUCUGUUUUUAAUGCGCAAAACAAUGUCACGUGACUUGCACUUCAAAAGUUUCAAUUUAGCUCAGCUGGCGCUAGGCCACGAGAUCCUGACUAAGAAACAUGAUAUUCCUUAACUCCGGGCUGAAUGUCGCAGGAUAACUCCGUUCUAGCCUGCGGGCAGCCCCACUGCCCCAUACCACAUACCUUCCCUCGUUUACGUGGUAUGGGGCUGCCCGCAGGCUACUCAUCUUCUGGAUUACUUGUAUUUUUGUAUUCAAGCCAAAACAUGCAUUAGUCAUUACGGUAUACUAAUCUUUUAAAAACACUUAUCUUUCUUUUAAAAAAACUGAGAUUCCCUUAUAUAGUACUUGCAAUAGUGAAUUCAUACAUAACUUCCAAACUACUUUACUCCCAAACUACGAUUGUUUUACAGUCUGUUGGCUUGGCCGUGAAAGCGAUAUAAAUAACGUGGUUUGAACAACUACAGCGUACUAAAAUGCUUAAGAAAAUGCAAAUUAUUGUCACCUUUGGCUUUGUCUUAUAAGAUUAAGGGUAUUGUUAACGAGCACGUUGCCGUUGUAUUUGCCAAACUCUCUAUCACAGUUUCGAUACGGAUUCGCAAAACGAGCUCAAAUAGUGAAAAAAAUUGAAAAAUAAUAAAAAGAUAAUAAAAAAUGCUAAAGUGGAGCAAGAUAAAGACGGUGCCCCUGUUGACAGGAAGCCGCCAAGGCCGGAUUAACCAUAUCACAAAUGGCAGAAGCGGCAUAUGAAACUGCUUGAAUCUGAGACGUUGGAAAAUUUCACCGGCAAAAUCAAAAAAUUUUAUAGGCAAACUAUAAAAUAUGUACUUGUUUUAAAAUCUAAGACUAAGUAUUGCAAUGUAUUAUAUAAUGCAAUAUGUAGCUGUCAGCCUGUCAUACGAUAUUAUUGCUCAUACCCAUUGUGUCACUGAAGAUACAAGUGUCGGGAGUCAGUUGACGAAGGCGAGGGUAAAAAGUCGAAGGUAAUAUAAAUUGUCGAGGGUCGAAAAAUCACAAGAAAAAAGGUGCUAUAUUAAGGUCAGGUAACCGCUUCGGAUAAAGAAAUAGCGAAAAUUACGUAAUCUUCUUGGAAUUUUGUUAUAUGAGUACUUUUAUACCAACAAAUGAAACGUAGCCUAUAUGCUUUUCACGUAGCCUCCUCCGCAGGCAACUGUGUAGUUCUGCAACGUUAUAUUAACUAUAAAAGAUUUAUCAGGAACGUAGAAAAUACAAGGAAAUAGUUCUGAAAUCGAUAUGAUAUUAAUAAACAAGAAGCGUAAAUUAAAAAGGCCUGGAGCGGAAAAUUAGGAUGGCUUGUGGGUAAUGUAGGAAGUAAUCGCCUCCCCCCCCCACCCCCCCCUUUCCCGCCUCCCUAUUUUUCCGCUCCACGCCAUUUUAUCUGAUUAAUAUAUCAUCAUUUAUAGACCCUCCGCUCAGGGGAUUCAGCGAAAUAUUACCCGAAGUGAUGAUAUUUCCCGGGGGGGGGGCUUUGCCACGAGGGAAAUAUCAUCACCGAAAAUUAAAAGCCUCCAAGUUGAGUAUUAAAAACUUGACACAUACCUUCGUGAAUACGAUGUUUUAUUUUCGGAUUAACGCAAGUAUCGUCGCUUUUCUUUCGAAUCACAUAUCGUUUGGAAUAUUAAUGACAACAUUUUUCAAAAUUUGCUUCAAAAUUUUGAAAAAGCCCCAGGCUUUACGUUUAAAGUGGAAGUCAAGUCCGUAAUGUAAACAAACGGUUUGUUUACAUUUUGAACUGCUGUAUUUUUUAAAAUAUGAUGUACUGUCUGAAUAUAUAACCCCAUUUUGGUUCGCUAUGCUUUUAAAUGAAUAUGAAAUAGAGUUUAUGUUCAGAAAAAUUCGAAAUUUGGGCAAUGUUCACAUAUUUAGUCAUUUAGAGGGUCGUCACAUUGUUAUGAGCAGAACCGAUGCGCAGAACGGACUUGACUUCCACUUUAAAUUUUGAUUAUUCAUCACUCAUCAAUACUAUUUAUAUUUUGUCGGCCAUGUUGUUGUCAUGCGUGUUGUCUCGCGUGGUCUACGCGAAUAAUGUUCCACCCCAUGUUCCCCGGGGAACGCAGGCUCCCUAAUUGAUGGCGGAACGCAGGCUCCCUAAUUGAUGACGUAAGGCGUGAUAUCGCGAUUAAUUUCAUGUUCACGUGGUACAAACUAAGCUUCCUGAUUGGACAAUUUGAAUUUGAGGUAUAAUAUCAUAUCUUAUCAUGUCGUAUUUCAGAACUAUUUCCUUGUAUUUUCUACGUUCCUGAUAAAUCUUUUAUAGUUAAUAACGUUGCAGAACUACACAGUUGCCUGCGGAGGAGGCUACUUUUCACGCACAUACAAAAAAAUAUUAAUUUUAGUUCAAAUUAUUGAUGUUUAUUUCUUCUUUCUUUUUUAAAUACACAGCCGGCAACUUUUCAACACAUGGAAUACAAAAGGAUAUUUUUGAAUCUUCCGAAUUCAGUGUUUAAAAUGCCGUUGGGGAGGGGGGGGGGGGCGGGGUCAAGGGGCUACGCGCUCAUAAUAUAUAGUAGGGAGUUGUAAGACGGUGACGUCAGGACGACGGCUAAACAAACUGUUUGAAAUAAAUGAUUGUAUGGAAAUCUUGUCUUGUAUUUUCUUUCGUAUGAAUUUAAAAUAGUUUCGAAAGCGUAAAACAGAGCUUUAACCUUCAGAGCAGUUUUGAUUAACGCCGCUAGAAAAACUACCAGUCACGGCGUGAAAUGCUAGCGUACUACACAGAACGUGAAAAUAUGCAUUUUGCCGUUGUCAACAGAGCUUGGACGACGUCUAAAACCCCUACUAAACAUUUAAUUAUUCAUAUUUUUUUUGUGAUAGGAUCAUAGAUAUCUUACCGGUAUAUAAACUAGAUAACGCAUCUCUUUUAGUAAAAUUGAAGCCAAGAAUAUUCCAGCGGUUACCCCCAUUUGAAUAGAUGGCGGCCAUGUUGAAGUUUCCCACUCGCUAAUAAACGCUUAAAAAACAACAGUAACUUUCAUCAUUUGAAUAGUUUGAAAAUGUAUUUGGAAUAGGUUUAAUUUAAUGUUUAAGUUCCCUGUUUAAGAAAUAGAAAACAUACGAGUCUUCUCAUUUCAUGGGAAUAUCCUGAGUCUGCAAUCACGACUUCAAUUUUUGAAUUGCAGAAUAAUUAGAUGCACUAUGUAGUGUAAAUAAGAUAUCUAUGGAUAAGAUUAAUAUCAUUCUAUUGAUAGCCGUCGUCCUGACGUCGCCGUCUUACAUUCGUAAACUCCCUAGUUUACACGAUUCACGAUGCGGCGAGAGAAGACGCGUUAGAAAUUCUUGGUAACUACCGCGGCCCAAGCCUCGUCGUCUUACUUUGGUCGGAAAAUUCUAGGUUUUUCAAAAUCUUUGUAAUUUUUGUUUAAACACCACUGAAAAUGUAAUCAAAGGUAGCUACUUCAUAAAAUAAAGUAACAAGUUAAGAACUUAAAUUCACGUUUUCAAUGCAAAAAUAUUCGAUGCUCAGGUUAGAUAGAUAGAAACUUUAUUUAUACACGCUGACCCCGUCAACCGAGGCUGGUUUCCACGGGGGGCAUGUGCAAAAAUAGAAAAAUGCUACAUGGAGAUAUUAAAAGAGUUAAGUUUAAAAAUGUAGAAUCUUAAAUUAUUUACAUGACAAGAAGGUUGUUAGAAUAUUUACAGUUACAUCAAUUUACUUAUUACUUUAUGUCAAUUUUGUGAGCAGCGAUUUUAUUUCGAAAGGAAGAAAGAAUUUUGCAUUCCCUAAUUUCCUUUGGAAUAGAAUUCCAAAGGUGUGCUCCUUCAUACAUGAAACUAUUUUUCAUAUUGUUAGUACGCGGUUUUGGUAAACUAAGACCACUUGAAAUGUCCCGAAGGUUGUAGUUUGUUUUCUCACAUUGGUAUGAAAAAAGAUUGGUGAGUGAUUUAAAGGACCCAUUCUAUUUAAUACUUUGUACAUCAUUUUUGCCUUGGCUUUCUUCCUUUCUGACUUGAAAUUCGCAGCGUAAUGAUCACAACGUGAAAUUGACAAAAUUCCUUCGUAGAAUGGUCGACUACGCGUUGGAAUAGGCAAUUCCAGCUUUUAGUUUAUGCCUGCAGGGGAUGAUGGGAAGUAAGGUAUCAUAGUGCUAUAAUAAAUUGCUUCAAUAAAAACAACCGAAAUAUUUCAAUAUUUACAAGUAUAAGCUAUCACUCCGUGAUACCUUACUUCCCAUCGUCCCCUGCACGCAUAAACUAAAAGCUGGAAUUGCCUAUUCAACACAAGACGCGUUGGCCGCGCUAGUUACCCGGCCUUCCGAACGCGUCAUCUUUAGCCGCGUCGUGAAUCGUAAAUCUCUGAUAUGCCACGGGCUCCGCGAAACGUUAAUCCGGCCCGGCCGCCAAGCGCUCAGUUUUCAUCUCGCUCCGUUUAGAAACUGUGAGGGGCAAAAGUGAUGCUUUCAAACAAUUUCGCUCUGUAUUGUGGCUUUUCCGCGUCGUUUUCAAACCACUCCGGCGAAGUGUGAACGUAUAUAUGUAGUCUUAGAAUGAGCCAAUGGAACCAAAUAUGAACAAUUUGUAGUAAUCAUUAUUUAAACCAUAAUAUGCCCACAAUGUCAAUUUGUAAAAUACUUGUUAUUAAAAUUAUUUUGCUAAUUUAUAUUUGUUCAGGAAAAUUUUGUCCUUCAAAAUGACAAAGCAUUGGCUAAACAGAAGCCAACCUAUGAUGUGAUACUUUGUCUAAGUCUCACAAAAUGGAUCCACCUGAACUGGGGUGAUGAGGGACUUAAGAGGACAUUUCAAAGAAUGUUCUUGAUGUUGAAACCAGGUGGACGACUGUUGCUGGAGGCUCAACCUUUUAACUCUUAUUCAAGGAGAAAGAAUCUCAGUGUAAG
Molecule: messenger RNA, 7697 nt
Organism: Paramuricea clavata
Lineage: Eukaryota; Metazoa; Cnidaria; Anthozoa; Malacalcyonacea; Plexauridae
Source: the annotation of a GenBank genome assembly